GAUCAAUCGGCUUGUUCGCACAUUUGCCUAUUCCUCGCAUUGACUCGUUUGACAUUAUAUUUUCUCAACUUGACUGAGCUACAGCACCCUGCACAUGAUGUGGCCCUCUACUGCGACGGCUCUGUUCCUUCUGUUCGCCUCAGCGCAUGCGUCGAUUCAAUCGAUUGCAGCCCCCGAGGUCAUCAAGCCCGGCGACGCAGUGAAUCUGACAAUUGUGAACAACAUCUCACCGGGACAGUAUGACGUAGCCUUGGUGCUUGGGUUCGACCCCAAUUCUCAACUUGAACGCAACAACGUCGGCAUAGCCCUCGACUAUAUAUUGCUCAAGAGCAUGCCGAAUGGUCCAUUCAACCAAACCAUCCACAUCCAUCCCUCCAUGCGUCACGGUCCGGGUACGCUGAGGGCGGGCAUCUUCUCGAUCUACGGGGCUUUGGGGAACAUAGGCGUCUGGGUGUACGAUAUUAACAUUACGCUGGGGGAUGCCACGAGCACCAAGUAUAUCAAAGGUGACUGGUUCAACAUAGAUUGUCUCAUGGGGCGGGGUUGUCCUAAAUGAGGAUUCGAACUUGGCCAGCUGGGGACGGGCCGAAGCUCAUACAUCGCGCAACGAUCUCUGAGAAGGCGCAUUCGUCGUUGCCACAGACAGUAUGUAGUUGGAAAAGACAUGAAAGGGAAACAAGACAGAACGAAUGUUGGUCGGA
Molecule: messenger RNA, 701 nt
Organism: Purpureocillium takamizusanense
Lineage: Eukaryota; Fungi; Ascomycota; Sordariomycetes; Hypocreales; Ophiocordycipitaceae
Exons: 2
Coding region: 95-556 (153 amino acids)
Source: RefSeq, a predicted model, not a curated record